AUGGAUCAAGAUAAGGACAACGCUCUCUCCACGGUGGAGAUGGAUCGACAAGGUUCACUACCACAGGAGGUUGAGGGAUCAAGGAAGGUUGAAAAUAUCGUUCCGGAUCAAUUCGAUGAAAACUACCGCACGUCUAAAAGGGAGAUCUGGGCUUACUACUCCUACUAUAUCGGCAAUAAUGGACUGUCUCUGUUCAACUUUGCGCCCACGGCUUUCCAGAAUCUACUUUACCAAGCGGCCCCACCCGAUGGCAUGCUAGUCUUCAUCGGACAGCCACGAGUCGUGAAUAGCAUCGUUCUACUUUGCAAUGGUAUUUCUUUCGCCAUUCAGGUUGUUGUAUUCCUAAUUAUUGGAAGUUUUGCCGAUUUCGGUCAUUGGCGACCCAACAUUUUGAUCGUUUUAUCUAUUAUCGCCUGGGCAAUCGGAUUCGCAUGGCUGGGUGUUCAUACUUGGGAAAACUGGCGGGUCGGGGUUGGCCUUUACAUGGUUGGGUUGAUCGCCUACCAAACAACAUUGACCUUCUGGACAGCUGCGUUCCCUGGACUCGCUCGGAAUACAGUCGAGAUGAAGGAGAAAGCAGACGAAUACGCCUCUGGAAUGAUCACGCGGGAACAAUAUGAUUACGCCGAUACUAUGAUGCGCAGUCGUCUAGCUAAUAUCGCCUUCUACGUUCAAUCUUUGGGUGAGCUUGUUAUUCUGGCCAUAAUUGUCGGGAUUAUGUUUGGUUUGGAUGUCAAUGCAAGCGAGGCAAAUAACAAUUGGGGACUCAGUGUCUUGAUUGCGUUUGUUUCUGGUGUGUGGCUUCUUGUGGCCAUGCCCUGGUUCUUUCUUGAAAAACGUCGCCCAGGCCAGGACCCAGGAAACCGAUCUAUACUUGUUGCAGGUGUAUGGCAGCUCUGGCAUGCCUUAAGGCAGAUUUGGCAUCUCAAACAAAGUUUGCUGUAUCUCAUUGGAUACUUCUUGUUGGGAGAUUCGCUGAACACUACGGUUACGGUAAUUUCUACGCUACAGAAUAGCAUUGUAGCCUAUAACACUCUAGAAUUGACAUACCUCUUAAUUGUGGGAAUUGCAGCACAGGCUGUCGGUAUCUACUCGUUUUGGUUCAUUCAACAGCGUUUCAAAUUAGGAACCAAAACCAUGUUCAACACUAUCGCAUUCUGCAUUAUUCUUCUCGAUGGCUGGGGGAUGAUAGGAAUUUGGACAAACAAAUUUGGUUUCCACAAUGUCUGGGAAGUCUGGGUCUAUCAAGCCUUUUAUGGACUUUUCGUUUGUCCAUGGUACAGCUAUUCACAGAUCAUGAUCUCCGAAGUCACACCACGUGGACAUGAGUUCCUCUUUUUCAGUCUUUUUAGCAUCAUCGGCAAGACAUCAUCUUUCAUUGGACCUAUCGUGUCGAGUGCUAUCAUUGACGCAAGCCCGACUGGCAAUACGUCUACUCCAUUUUACUUCCUGUUUGCCUUGAGCGUGUUCAGCUUUGGUAUUCUAGCAUUUGGGGUUGAUCUGAAGAAGAGUCAGAAAGAGCAGGAUGAGUUUUUGCAAGAUAAGGCUCGACGUUUACAGAAUAUCAAUUCUAAACAAUCGGGCGGAAAUGCGUGA
Messenger RNA from Penicillium angulare, 1596 nucleotides. RefSeq names its product putative autophagy protein (Atg22). Lineage: Eukaryota; Fungi; Ascomycota; Eurotiomycetes; Eurotiales; Aspergillaceae. The record is from RefSeq and is a predicted model, not a curated record. The transcript has 6 exons. Bases 1 to 1596 code for a protein of 531 amino acids.